AUGAACACUAUUUCGGACAUAUACAGAGAAAUUCUCUCGAAGGAUAACCCCCUGCAGGCAUUUUCUUUUCUAGCGAUAGAAAGCAUAUUUCUCAUAUAUACGGCAGCUUUUGCUGUGAGGACGCACUUUUUUGGGAGUUUAGAUAGGGUUUCAGUCAAGAUGAAAUAUCCAACGGUUGGGUGCAAGACAGUUAUCUCACUUAUUGGGCUUUUUUGUGGGCCCAUGGUCGUACCCUCCGAGGACUGGAUCUUUCUCGAGUCAGCGUGGAACAACUCUUCUAUCGUGUGCCUGGCCCUCCUCGUGGGAGCGUGCAUAGUCUUCAAGCCCAAGAAGGAGCGAGCGUGCGUGGAAAGUGUCAGGCACGCAAUUUUCUUCCAGAGCCUGGGAACAAUGGCUUCUCCCCUUAUGCGGGUGAACUUCCUCCUUGGCGCGUACGGUUCAAUUGUGCUUCUUCUCGUGUAUACUGUCCACACGGUAAUUCUCAUCCAGAGGGCAGACAGCACCCAGGCAAGCACCGAGUGCAUAGAGAGCAGAAAAAACUCCCUUUUCAAAAGGGUGCUUGACUUGGUGGUGUGCUCCGCCAAGGAAGAGUGCAGCCCAAAUUUGGGAAUGUUCGUCUCUCCCGUUGUGAUGGGGUCUGUGAUUUGCUGCACGUUUUUAAGCCUCUGCAUAAAGUCUCUUUUUCUGAGCGUAUCCGCACUCUUUGCACUUUGUGCUUUCGUGAGACAUACGAAGAAAACCAGUAUUUUCAGGUGCGCAUAUACGCUCGCAUGCAUCUGCGUCCUUCUCAGGUGCGCAUCUGAGCACCUGUACUUGGCCUUCUCAUGCGCAUUUCCCGAGAUAAAAGUGCACCCUUUCGUGCGCCUCUCUCUGGCCACUGCAAGGCUUAUGCUUCCCACUUCCGUGGUGAUCGCUGUUGGUAUUUGGAUGGGGAAGUACAUGCAGUGCCUUUCGAUUGGGCUCUCCCUGCCCAUACACUACAUGUUCUUUCAGAGGUCGAUAUUCAACCUCGCGAUGAAAAACCAGAAUUCGAUCCCCCUAGUGAACAGAACAUCUCCGUGCACGCUGAUUUUCACUGUUAUUUCGACUAUGCUGAUCUUCCUGAACAACGAAGUGCGCACCGGCCUCUUUGAAGUGGAAGUUGGGGCUCUCCUGAUCCUGCUGUACUUUAUCUACUUUACUUGCCUGGUGUUCUGCCCCAUCCCCAGAGCUGCCCCCUCAUGA
Nematocida major is the source of this 1224-nucleotide messenger RNA. RefSeq lists its product as uncharacterized. NCBI's taxonomy places the organism in Eukaryota, Fungi, Microsporidia. The record is from RefSeq and is a predicted model, not a curated record. The transcript has a single exon. The coding region runs from base 1 to 1224 and encodes 407 amino acids.